AUGGCUGAUGUUUCGCCUCAAACUGGCUCUGUUGAAAUUUCGUACUCUUUACGCAUGCCUGAUGAGCGUGAUGAUUGGUUCACAGCUGCGACAACUACAAUGAAUAUUGGUGAGCGUGAAACCUCAACCACCAUGAUAUCAAUCUCUGGAAACGAGGACGACGAAACCCUGGCUACGUUAUCAAGUGCAACGACUACAUCAAUUGUGCCAUACAUCUCGAACAAGUUAACCGCGUCAAUCAUACCGUCCUCAACUCCGACCUCUCCAUCCAGUUCAUCUCCAUUAUCCGUGCCAACUUAA
Mucor velutinosus is the source of this 300-nucleotide messenger RNA. RefSeq lists its product as uncharacterized. The record is from RefSeq and is a predicted model, not a curated record. Lineage: Eukaryota; Fungi; Mucoromycota; Mucoromycetes; Mucorales; Mucoraceae. The transcript has a single exon. Bases 1 to 300 code for a protein of 99 amino acids.